ACGAGGUACGGGGCGGGAGUGGAGACGCGGCGCCGAGGGAGGGGGCGGGAACUGAGGCGGGGCGGAAAAGAGGCGGGGCGCGGGAAAGAGGCGGGGCGCGGGAAAGAGGCGGGGCGCGGGCGGAGGCGGGGCGCAGAGAGGUGGCGGAGGCUGGCGCGGACCUGGACUGGCUCCUGAGGACGUCGGCAGUGGCGGAGGCAAAGGCUGGCAACGCGCUGUAAGCGAGGCAGGGAAGACAUAUGCUUGUGAGACAAAGGUGUCUAUGAAACUAUGGAUGGUUCAAGAACUUCACUUGACAUCGAAGAGUACUCCGAUACUGAGGUACAGAAAAACCAAGUACUAACUCUGGAAGAAUGGCAAGACAAGUGGGUGAACGGCAAAACUGCUUUUCAUCUGGAACAAGGACAUCAGCUGUUAAAGAAGCAUUUAGAUACUUUUCUCAAAGACAAGAGUGGACUGAGGGUAUUUUUUCCUCUUUGUGGAAAAGCGGUUGAGAUGAAAUGGUUUGCAAACCGGGGACACAGUGUAAUUGGUGUGGAAAUCAGUGAACUUGGGAUACGAGAAUUUUUUACAGAGCAGAAUCUUUCUUACACAGAAGAACCAAUCACCGAAAUUCCUGGAGCCAAAGUAUUUAAGAGUUCUUCGGGGAACAUUUCAUUGUACUGUUGCAGCAUUUUUGAUUUUCCCAGGACAAAUAUUGGCAAAUUUGACAUGAUUUGGGAUAGAGGAGCAUUAGUUGCCAUUAAUCCAGGUGAUCGCAAACGCUAUGCAGAUACAAUGUUAUCCCUCCUGGGAAAGAAGUUUCAAUAUCUCCUGUGUGUUUUUUCUUAUGAUCCAACUAAACAUCCAGGUCCACCAUUUUAUGUUCCACAUGCUGAAAUUGAAAAGUUGCUUGGUAAAAUAUGCAAUAUACAUUGUCUAGAGAAGGUUAAUGCUUUUGAAGAACGACAUAAAAGUUGGGGAAUUGACUAUCUUUUUGAAAAGUUGUAUCUACUUACAGAAAAGUAAAUGAGACAUAGAUAAAAUAAAAUCACAUUGACAUGUUUUUGAGGAAUUGAAAAUUCUGCUAACACCUGAAAAUGUAACAGAUUAAUUUUUUAAAUUGUUUAUAAAUCAUAUGAUAGAUCUUUACUAAAAAUGGCUUUUUAGUAAAGCCGUUUACUUUUUCUAAAAAAGUUUUAGAAGAAAAAGAUGUAACUAAACUUUUAAAGUAGCUCCUUAGGAGAGGACAUUAUGAUGUGGAAGAUUAUACCUGUGUGUCGUGCAGAUUACAAGAUACUUUACCAAUCAGCAUGUGUUACCUGUACAAUUAAAAAAAAUUUUAAAUGCAAUGCAUAUUAAAUAUAAUACACAC
Messenger RNA from Macaca mulatta (Rhesus monkey), 1354 nucleotides. RefSeq names its product thiopurine S-methyltransferase (gene TPMT). Gene Ontology annotation, molecular function: thiopurine S-methyltransferase activity. NCBI's taxonomy places the organism in Eukaryota, Metazoa, Chordata, Mammalia, Primates, Cercopithecidae. The record is from RefSeq and is a predicted model, not a curated record.